UCAGUGUGUCAUGGCAGCUCUAGUUAAGAAAUACGGUAUAUCCUUCCUAACCACAUCAAACAAGUCACUUAGAAACAAGCAGUAUCCAGAGGCUGUGGAUAAAGUCGACGAGUUGUACAUAAUAUUCCACGCGUCGCCUCACCAAGAAGAUACAAAAUGGAGAUAUGGAAGAGACAGAGCAAGGAAGGGGCAGAGGGCAAAGAGAAAUGUUGCCAAGAGCAAGUCAAAGUCCAUCCUUGUGCAGAUGGUGAGUGCAGCCGGAACUGGGUACUGCUUCAAUGCAAAGCGGAGCCGACUCCGGGACAAGCUGGUAUUAAGGAAACAUGAUCCUAGAGUCAACAAGCAUGUCCUUUUCUUUGAAAAGAAGAAAAUCAGGUCAAUUUAACAUUUGAACCUUAAAUGGACUGGCUUUGAAUCAGGACUUUUUGGGAUCCAAGCAAGAUUUCCCGAAACUGGAAUGAAUGCAAGUUGUACUUUUGGCCUGAUGUGACAUUUCAAAGGAAGACAAUAAAACAAGAGGGGUCUGGCUCUGUUGCACUUUUAUUUACAAUUUGUUAUCUGUAAAUUUUACAAUAAAGAUUUUGAAUAUAACCAUA
This is a messenger RNA of Mobula hypostoma (lesser devil ray), 596 nucleotides long. RefSeq names its product mitochondrial ribosomal protein L33 (gene mrpl33). The transcript is spliced from 6 exons. The coding region runs from base 11 to 385 and encodes 124 amino acids. Gene Ontology annotation, cellular component: mitochondrion; ribosome. The record is from RefSeq and is a predicted model, not a curated record. Gene Ontology annotation, molecular function: structural constituent of ribosome. NCBI's taxonomy places the organism in Eukaryota, Metazoa, Chordata, Chondrichthyes, Myliobatiformes, Myliobatidae. Gene Ontology annotation, biological process: translation.